AAACAAAUUAUUUUUCUCAACGGAAAAUGAAAACCAAUUUAAUUUGAUCUCACAGAGACAGAAAAGGUGAGAAAAGCGAGGAGGGGAAGGGAGAGACGGAGAGAAAGAGAACUGCCGAUUUUGGACCGUUUGAUUUAUUCGAUAAAGCGAGUAUUUCGGAGCAGUUUCCGGGAUAUUCUGCAGUUCGUUGCGAUCUCGCCGGACGGUGAACGGAAUUAGAUUGAUCUCUUUUAUUCCUUUUUUGUGUGUGCGAAUUUUUUUUUCUUGUUAGUGAAGAUGGUGAACUCUAUGGUGGAGAGAGCUACGAGCGACUUGCUGGUCGGGCCUGAUUGGGCUAGGAAUAUCGAGAUCUGCGACAUGCUUAAUCACGACCCUGGGCAAGUGAAAGAUGUUGUCAAAGGCAUAAAAAAGCGGCUCAGAAGUAAAAAUCCUAAAGUUCAACUUCUUGCACUAACUCUAUUAGAGACUAUCAUAAAAAACUGUGGGGACAUUAUCCAUAUGCAUGUUGCAGAAAGAGGUGUUCUGCAUGAGAUGGUCAAAAUAGUGAAGAAAAGGCCUGAUUUUAAUGUCAAAGAGAAGAUAUUGACUCUGAUUGACACUUGGCAAGAAGCCUUUGGAGGUGCAAGGGCAAGAUAUCCACAAUAUUAUGGUGCAUACCAAGAGUUGUUGCAUAUUGGGGCAGUGUUCCCCUCAAGAACGGAGAGGUCUGCGCCUGUGUUUACUCCUCCUCAAACACAACCUUUGUCUUCUUAUCCCCAAAAUAUUCGCAAUUCUGAUCAGCAAGAGACAGCUGAGUCUUCUGCAGAGUCUGAGUUCCCAACCCUGAGUUUGACAGAAAUUCAGAACGCGCGGGGUAUUAUGGAUGUCCUUGCAGAAAUGCUAAAUGCAUUAGAUCCUGGAAAAAAGGAGGGACUUCGGCAGGAGGUGAUUGUUGACUUAGUGGAGCAGUGCCGUACCAACAAACAAAGAGUUGUACACCUUAUUAAUUCAACAUCGGAUGAGUCACUUCUACAUCAAGGUUUAUCAUUGAAUGAUGAUUUGCAGCGCGUACUAGCAAAGCAUGAAGCAAUAGCUUCAGGAACUUCUCAAGCAGACAAACCUAAGCUUGAACCUGCAAGAGAACUUGUGAAUGUCGAUGGUCCCCUAGUUGAUACUGGGGAUAGCAGCAAGCAAUCCGAGGGGAGAUCCAACUCAAGCACUGGUGCAAGUUCUCAACCAUUUAAUCAGUUAUUGCAUUCUGCUCCUCCUGCAACUAAUGGUUCAAAUCCUCCGGCAGCAGUCAAUCCCAAAAUGGACCUGCUUAGUGGUGAUGACUACAAUUCACCAAAGGCAGAUAAUUCACUGGCCCUUGUUCCUUUGGGAGAACCACAACUAACAACUCCUGCAUCGCAGCAGACUGCUCUUGUUCUCUUUGAUAUGUUCUCUGAUGAUAACUCCUCCAAUUCUGUUAACACCCAGUCUUUGGGUUUGGCUGGACAAACCAAUCCUUUGACUCCUCAACAGCAGCAGCAGAAUUUUCAUCCAAAUGGAACUGCACCAAACAUUGGAUCACCCCGAUAUGAGCAGUCAUAUGCUCAAGACACAGGUCCUGCCUGGAAUGGUCAGUUGGUUCAGCAGCAGCAGCCCCCCUCCCCUGUCUAUGGUGCCCAGAGCAGUGGCUCACUACCACCGCCUCCCUGGGAAGCACAGGCAGUGGACUCUAGCCCGGUUGCAGGUUCUCAAUAUCCCCAGUCAAUGGUUACUCAAGAAGUUGUAACAAAUGGCCAACCUCAAGGACCUCAACAUAUUGAAAGUGAUCAGGUGGGGGGUAUGUACAUUCAGCCAAUCACAACCGGUCAUUUGUCAGCAAUUAAUAACCAGGCUGUUCAGGGAAACCAGUUUGGUGGGUUUUAUCCCCAACCAUUCCAGGGAGCACAUUAUAUGGGCAUGCUUCCACAGCAAAUGCCAGGUGGGCAAAUGGCUUCCAUCUAUCCUCAACAAAUGUAUGGCAACCAAAUGGGAGCAUAUGGCUAUGGUCAGCAGCAGUUUCUUGAUCAGCAAAUGUAUGGGCUAUCCACCAGAGAUGAAAAUGGCUUGAGAAACUCUUCCAACCAGGUUUCCACUUCGUAUUACGUUCCACCGAGCAAGCCUUCAAAACCAGAGGAUAAGCUGUUUGGAGACCUUGUUGACAUGGCAAAAAUUAAAUCAACGAAAACCGCUCCUGGAAGAGCUGGUAGCAUGUGAACCUGGAAUUUGCUUCUUUUUUUUCUUUUUUCAUUUUUUAUUUUAUAUUUUUUGGUGGCUAACUUGUUUCCUUUUUCUCAUUUUCUUUCUUUCAUUUCCUUAAAUAUUUUUCAAAUUUCUAAUAUAUAGUAUAUUCUUCACCAGUCUCUUGACUCAUUUUGUGUUGCAUGUUUGGCAUUAGAAUCAUGUACGUUCCCUGUAGAGAAAAUGGAAAGAUCACCUCUUUGGGUUUGGUUGAUUUUUUUAUAUUUGGUUCUCUCUGUGAGUUGUGGAAAAUUUGUUUUUGUUGUUAUAUAAUGUAUAUGUUGAAUUUCUUUCCAAGUUUAAAGGCUGAGGCAUAAAUUUUCCGUAAGCAUUUUGAAUUGUAAGGCUGUUAUAAUAUUUUGCAUUUCCGGAUUUGCUAUUUGCUUUUAUUGAAUUAGAGGGUUGUGUAGAAUUUUUUUCGUCUUGUGCCACAUGUGUAGAGUUCUAUUUAAUGGCACAUUAGAACAGAUUAUGGAAUUUGUCUACGCUUUAGGACUAGGCAUUUUUGUAUUCUUGUGCACAGUUUGCCUUGGUGAAAACUCAUCUUUUGUUGUUAUACCAAGUACAUUAUGAGGAGCUGGAUGCCCCGACUCAAUCAUUCAACUUAGUUUUUUUGGUACAUAAGAGGCCAAAGUCUCUUUUUAAACUAAUUUUCCAUUGCCCUCUUUUUCAGAGUUAAAACUAUCAGAAACCCUCUUUCUUAGACACGUACGAAGGUUUUAAAAAAAGUAAUUUUCGAGGAAUUCGUGUUGGUGAGCUUUGGAAGUAUUGAAUGAACAUUCUUGUCUGUGGAAUCAUGCAGAAGCACAACAAACUCUCCCAUUUCUUCAUGUAAUUCGUUUGCAAGACAAAAGACAUGGAUUUCUAAUCUGAUAUUGGCUGGGCGUAACAACUGUUUGUUCUAAGAGAAAAAAAUGACUCAGUUGGAUAGGAUUGGGAAAGGGAUGGCAGAUUGCUUAAACCGAGCAAGUCAGCUAGAGCACUGAGGCACUCUUUCAUCAUUCACUUUUUCUCCCAGAGGAUUACUCUCAAAGAGUUAAAGAUGCACAUAGUCAAGUUUUAGUAGUUGAGAUUGUUGGAAUUACUUCAGUGUUACCGGUAACUGGAUAGCCGAACUACGGUCUACUUCUUUCAUUGGCGGGUAAGGAAGGAGUAAAUGUUUAGAAUCCUAAAUUUUAUAGAACAAUUGAGACCAUACAGAUGGUACGUACUGCCAUCCUCCUGAAAUUACAAACUUUUCAUGUAAGAAAGACAGAGCGAAGAUCGUUGAUACUACUAAAAAAGAAACGC
This is a messenger RNA of Durio zibethinus, 3537 nucleotides long. RefSeq names its product TOM1-like protein 9. The record is from RefSeq and is a predicted model, not a curated record. Lineage: Eukaryota; Viridiplantae; Streptophyta; Magnoliopsida; Malvales; Malvaceae. Gene Ontology annotation, biological process: protein transport to vacuole involved in ubiquitin-dependent protein catabolic process via the multivesicular body sorting pathway. Gene Ontology annotation, molecular function: phosphatidylinositol binding; ubiquitin binding.